This is a messenger RNA of Ceratosolen solmsi marchali, 1573 nucleotides long. RefSeq names its product Ubiquitin-like activating enzyme 5 (gene Uba5). Lineage: Eukaryota; Metazoa; Arthropoda; Insecta; Hymenoptera; Agaonidae. Gene Ontology annotation, molecular function: UFM1 activating enzyme activity. Gene Ontology annotation, biological process: protein ufmylation. The transcript is spliced from 6 exons. Gene Ontology annotation, cellular component: cytosol; cytoplasm. The coding region runs from base 346 to 1518 and encodes 390 amino acids. The record is from RefSeq and is a predicted model, not a curated record.
AAGAAUAAGCACAGAGGUGUGCAAAAUUAAGUUUGAAUGCAAAAAUCUGGUUAAUGAUAUUGAAGUAUAUUAAAGUAUGAACAUGGACGAGUUACAUAUUAUAGCAGUAACACUUGCUAAUUGAAGGCUGUAAAUCCAGCCAGUAAAAUACUUGAUGUAUUUUACUUCACAUACCCAUAAAACUCGUGAAUUACGAAGUUGAACAACAGUUAUAACAGCAAUAAACAGCGUAUAAUUUUUAUCUGACACAGGUGCCUUUGCGAACUAAAGAAUUAAACAUAUGAGAGUUCAUUUUUUCAAGUCAUCAGCUAAUACUUGUUUUGGUAUAAACAGAAAACAAAAAUAAUGACGAGCAUUGAGAAUUUGCAGCAACAAAUAAAAAUCUUAGAGCAGCAAUUAGCAGAGGCAACACUGAAUAAUGUUGGAGUACCUGUAAGAGAGAAAAUCAAACAGAUGUCAAGCGAAGUUGUCGGAACAAACCCUUACAGUCGCUUAUUAGCUUUGCAACGAAUGGGUAUAGUUAAAAAUUAUCAGAAUAUACAAAGUAUGACUGUAGCUGUUGUUGGUGUUGGCGGAGUUGGAAGUGUAACUGCUGAAAUGCUUACAAGAUGUGGCAUUGGAAAGUUAGUGCUAUUUGAUUAUGAUAAAGUUGAAUUGGCCAAUAUGAAUAGGCUCUUCUUCCAGCCACAUCAAGUGGGACAAAGUAAGGUCGAAGCUGCAGCAAAAACACUAAGGUUUAUUAACCCAGAUGUAGAAAUAGAAAUUUACAAUUAUAAUAUUACUACAGUAGAUCAUUUUGAUGAAUUUAUUAAUACAAUUAAAACCUCUAGUAUUAAUAAAGGACCUGUGGAUUUACUAUUAAGUUGUGUUGACAACUUUGAAGCAAGAAUGGCAAUCAAUACAGCUUGUAACGAAUUAAAUCAAAUUUGGUUUGAAAGUGGAGUAUCUGAAAAUGCCAUUUCUGGACAUAUACAAUUUAUUAUUCCUGGAGUGACUGCAUGUUUUGCAUGUGCACCACCUUUAGUUGUCGCAUCGAAUAUAGAUGAAAAAACAUUAAAGCGUGAUGGUGUAUGUGCUGCAUCUUUACCUACAACAAUGGGUAUUGUUGCUGGAUUCCUGGUACAAAACACUCUUAAGUAUUUACUUGAAUUUGGUACAGUAUCUCAUUAUUUAGGCUACAAUGCUAUGCAAGAUUUUUUUCCAACAAUGAAUCUGAAACCAAAUACGAACUGCAAUGAUAGAUUUUGUAGAAAACGACAAGAAGAAUUUGCCAGUAAACCAAAACUUGAAUAUUGUGAAGAAUGUAUAGAAGAAAAACCUUUGCAUGAAGAUAAUGAAUGGGGAAUAUGUCUCAUUGAUGAAUCAGUACCGGAAGAUACUAACACAAAAAAAUAUGUUGCAGAAGGAUUAGUGCAAGCUUAUGACUUACCUAAUAAAAAUAUUGAUUUUGAAUCUCAUGCAAUAGACACUUGUGAUCAAAGUUUAGAAGAAUUAAUGUCAAAAAUGAAAUCUCUGUAAUUUUAUUUGUUCAUAAAAACACAUUACUUUCAAAUAAGAUUUUAUAUAUAAUCAU